Messenger RNA from Durio zibethinus, 724 nucleotides. Lineage: Eukaryota; Viridiplantae; Streptophyta; Magnoliopsida; Malvales; Malvaceae. The record is from RefSeq and is a predicted model, not a curated record.
AAAUGAUUCUAAAUUAAUACCCAAACCUGCUUAAUAAACAACCUUGAAAAUUAUCUGUAAAUUUCUCUGUUAUCUCUUUUUUUUUUCGUCAUCUCCUCUAAGACAUUAAAACCUCAAUGUAGAACACCUCUUUUCAAUCUCCAUUCCUUUUGGAUCUCCUUCUCUUGAUCAAAGAAACUUUUCAUUCGUAGGGGGACAAAAUAAAAGCCAUGAGUCUUAACUGCUUGACUCGCCAGGUCCUGCAAAGAACAGAUUCAAACAAUCAUAGGGAUCAUUGUGUUAAAGAAAAAGAUAGCAGGAAAUUUUGUGGUAUAGGGAUUGAUAGAAGUUGGUCAGGGAAUAUAUACGAGCAAAUCAGAAGUGAUCAUGAUCCAAUGUCAGUGGUUCCUUCAAAGAAGAUAAAGAAGGGUCAUCAUCGCCGGCUAAACACAAUUGAUACAACAUAUGGAGCUGUGGCGUUUGAAGCUGACGGUGAACCUAGGCUGGUCAGGAGCUGUGGAAUGAGGAGGGAUUGGAGCUUUGAGAAUUUGAGAGAAGAGAGGGAUGAAAAGAUGAGGAAAGAGAUGAGAAUACGUUGAGACUCUGCAUGGCUCUACAAAUUUUAAUUCCUUUCUUUUGGUUUUUCUUGAUUAACACAUCAUUUCAUUCUUUGUUGAUUGUUAAUUAAUUAGUUCGUUAUCCUUCUUUUGUUUCUUUUGAUUUCUUCAUGUUGUUUAUGGCAUCU